AUGGUCGUGAUGAUAUCGGGCAUUGCGUGGGUUGGAAGAGGCGUUGCAAAAGCGGUGCCUGACAAAGUGGAGCUUGACCAAGAAACUCUAAAGGAACUCAUUGAAGGCGAAGAAGUUCCUGAAUCGACUGACAUGGAUGAUGAUAAUGAAGAAGAUGAAAAGAACGACAAACAAACUAAAACUACCGGAUUGCGAGGAUCUGAAGUCGACAAAGACAAUGAUGAAGAAGUCGACAUGGAUGAAUAUGAGAAGAACUAUGAUGCGCCUGAAGAACCGAUGGGAAACAAGAGUAACUCGAUGAAAGGUGUUGCGGUGUUUGCAAACAAUGCCAAUGAUCCGUAUAUGAAAAACCGUGAUUCUGAAGAAGAAGAAGAGGAAAAGGAGGAUUUUGAAAUCAAGCCAACUGAUAAUCUUGUUGUUGUCGCCAAAAUCGAAGAGGAAGCUUGGACGCUUGAUGUUCAUAUCUACAAUGAAGUCAAUGAUGAUUGGUACGUUCAUCAUGAUUAUAUUCUUGAGGCUCCACCAAUGUGCGUUGAAACAAUCAACUAUGACCCGGGAAAUAAUGAAAACACACAUUCGGGUAAUUUAUUGGCCGUUGGAACUAUGGACUCAAAAAUCAAUAUUUGGGACUUGGAUGUUGUUAACUCUGUCGUGCCGGUUGUGACUCUCGGAAAAGAAAAGAAAAAGAAGGGUAAAGCUAAUCUGCAACAACAUUCUGAUGCCGUUCUUUGUUUGAAUUGGAAUUCAAAGACAAAGCACAUUUUGGCAUCUGGAGGUGUUGAUAAAACCAUUAUUCUUUGGGACCUUGAUAAAGCAAUGGCGGCACAAGUGAUUAAAAGUUUUGACACAGAGUUACAAACUUUGCGAUGGCAUCCGGUUGAAACAACUGUCAUGGUUGCUGGAACUCUGAGUGGACAAGUAAAAGUUGUCGAUUGUCGCAAUGUUGAAGCGUCAUUUCCAGCUUCUUGGAAUCUCGGAGGACAAGUGGAGAAGGUUAUUUGGGAUCACUAUAAUCCGUAUUGCAUUAUUGCUGCUACUGACGACGGCUAUCUCUCCUAUUUGGAUACGAGGAACACAAGCGCUCCUUUAUGGAAAGUUUUUGCUCAUGAAGGUGGAUGUGACGAUGUUGCACUUGCUCCCAAAAAUGCACGUUGUCUUGUUUCGGUUGGAUCGGAUGAACAAAUGGCCGUUUGGAAACUCAAUGAUGAUUCUACCCUAACCAAAGUACAUGGAGAGAUAUUUUCUCUGGGAAAACUUCAUUCGGUUGCAUUUUGUCCCGAUUCGGAUUCGAUUCUAGCUGUUGGAGGAACAAAAGAAGAUUUGGUUCGUAUUGUCGAUUUAACAAAACGCUUUACUGUUUCACUUGAUGAUCCACCAGAAACCCGCUGGAAUGCGGUGAUUAAAGCACACAAACAGUAUAUUCCAGCUGUUGCGGCUGAGAGUCGUGCUUAUGUACCAAAAUGGGCUCAACCUUUCGUUUUUUGGUUUGCUGGUCUGCUUGUUCACCUAUUUCCCGAUGACUAUGGAGCUGAAUUGAGGGGAAUUGCAAAAGCGGCGGGAUUACCUUUGGGAGAAGUUGUCGGAUUGAAUAUUCUUUAUGAUAUUACCGCCUUCGAUAGACAUCACAUCUUUGGUCUUGGAUGUACGUCUUUAGUGGCCGAAGAUGAAAAGGGAACUAUUUGGCACGGGAGAAAUCUCGACUAUGAAAUGGGCGAUCUUUUGAAAAAUAUCACAGUGGUCGUGGAUUUUGUAAGAGGAAAUCGAAUUGUUUAUAGUGGAGUGACGUUCGUUUUGUACAAUGGUUUGCUCACAGGACAACGGCCGAACGCUUUUUCGUUGAGCCUCAAUGCUAGAUAUGCUGGUGCCUAUAUUGACAAUGUCAUCAUGGAACUUUAUACGCAUUUCCGCAAUCCUGUUAGCUUUGUUAUGCGACAGGUUCUCGAAGAAGAAACCCAGUAUGCUUGGGCAGUGGAUCGCCUCAUUCGCACACCGCUCAUUUGUCCAGCCUAUAUUACGGUAGCCGGGGUAAAAUCUGGUGAAGGCACGAUUAUUUCACGAAAGCGAAUGGGCGCAGCUAAUGUUUGGAAACUGAAUCCACUUAAAGGACAUUGGUUUCUGGUAGAAACGAACUUUGACCAUUGGACUCCCCAGGGAGAUCGACGCAAAAAAGUGGCUACACAUGCUUUGAACAAGUUGGGACGGGAAAGACUUUCCGCCGAGACACUCUACAAUCGGGUCCUUUCCCGACGUCCGGUUCUCAAUGACCUUACAAUUUUCUCGUUGGUGAUGUCCGCGGCACAACCCGAUGUCUUCCACAAAUACAUUGCCGUUCGCUCAAAUUCAACAAGCAUGCCGUCAUUUUCUGAAUACAUUUUG
Messenger RNA from Mesorhabditis belari, 2376 nucleotides. NCBI's taxonomy places the organism in Eukaryota, Metazoa, Nematoda, Chromadorea, Rhabditida, Rhabditidae. The record is from the annotation of a GenBank genome assembly.